Molecule: messenger RNA, 417 nt
Organism: Spirodela intermedia
Lineage: Eukaryota; Viridiplantae; Streptophyta; Magnoliopsida; Alismatales; Araceae
Source: the annotation of a GenBank genome assembly
AUGAACAUAGUGGAGUUCCUCUCAAGAAAAAUUGAUGAAGAGCUCCAAUUAAUAUAUGACCAAACAUGUGAGAUGGCAAUGUCUUAUAAGUUUAAGAAGAGGGAAAUAUUACAUUGUGGGCAUAAUUUGUGAAACAUAUGGCUGGUUUACAAUGGUAGAUUGAGGAUCUUAUGAGCAACCUCUAGACGAGGACCUAUAAUGUUCUAAGACCCUAAGGUUAAGGUCGGGGCCUUGGACCAUCUUGGUCAAAGCAUCGAAACCUAGACAUUACUCGGGCGAGAGGGAUGUAAUGUUAUUUGAAAUUUUUCUUAAAGAUUUACAAAGAUAUCUAAAUGCAAGUACCUCAUUGGAGGAAAAAAGGUUUUUGUUUGCAGCUUAUUCCUUGCAGGGCAUGCCAAGACAUGGUGGCAACUUUAG